Molecule: messenger RNA, 2377 nt
Organism: Amoebophrya sp. A120
Lineage: Eukaryota; Dinophyceae; Syndiniales; Amoebophryaceae
Source: the annotation of a GenBank genome assembly
GUUGUGCGAAAUUAGAUGUGUCACGAUUUUGUGCGUGAUCGCAGAGGAUAGCGACUCUAUCUCUACGGGUCCUUGCAGUACGUUUGGCAUUUUUUGCCAGAUCAACUUCUUUCGCUUCCGUUUCCUCAAAGUGUGAAACACCCUUACUUUCCAAAAGAUGCUGCUGCGCACACUUUUGGAUGAUCUUGUCCGCGAGCUGUGGAACGCUAGUACCCACUCCGACUUUCCAGCCACGUCGUCCGCAGUAAAAGAAAAAGACCGGAAUCAUGCAGCAAAAGCCACGGCUUUUUUGACAAAGGAAGACCUGAAGGCGAUUCGUUGCACGCAGAAAUCCAUUCCAAAUUCCGUGUUGGCAAAACUGGAACGCGGGCGCGAUUACGAGGAGGUGUUUACGCCGAUCGAUCCUCAAGCGCCCAAAGCCGCUGCUGAAAAAGUCGACGCCGCAAUGCAGCGGUUGUUCGACAAGGGCCUGGCGGAUCCGCUCGGCAAAAAGCACGGGCCCGUGGUGAUGCUGAAGCAGUGGCUCGCGGAGCCGAAAAAGUGGCCGAACGAAAUACAGAACAAAAAGAGGGGCAUCGGUUUGCUGUUCCGGAAGAGCGCGCUGGCGCAAAUUGCUUCGAUGGGCGACGCCGAGGGUGGCGGCAUGCAGUUGACCAAAAAGGCACGGGAGAGCAACUUCGGCCCCGCGACCCGGACGUACUACAACCUGCAGACCGCGGGGGAAACAAAUUUGCCUGGCCUGCCCGCCGAGGACGACGACACGGAUUGCGUCUGCGACGAUUUGGAGCAGUGGAGCUGCAAGCAGAAACUGGCGGAGGUGUUCGGGCUCGGCAACCGGCCCGCGCCCUGUGCGCUGCAGAUUAAGCAAGGGAAGCCCUGUCCGACCAAAGCCGGCUGCAAGCUGGUGGACGAGAACGGGCAGAUGGGCUGCGUGCAGGAUUGCGAGAAGUUCUCCAGUAUCAAAAGUAAAAAUGUCUGGGUCUGGAAACUUGUUAUGUUGAAAAUGAAUGAUAGACGCACUGCAAUACGCAGCUGUGCAUGACAAAUUUCUUGGCUGCCAUGUAUUACGUAUUCCGCAUGGCAAACUGCGUUUUUCACUGUCCACGGGUGGUGUUGCGGGUUAGCCUGGCGAAAGCCAAAAACCGGCAGAAAAUGGGGCCACGGAAGCGCUCUUGCUGGACAUUACCAACAUUUGCCCACGCAGAGCCGUCCUCUUGCCGGACACAACCAACAUCUGUCCGAAACAGCCUAGGGCCAAGACGACACCGUGAGGACGACCACAGGGGGUCCGUCUCAAUGAUGAUGAUGAUGACAGGUAAGAGGGCUUUUUCGUGCCUAUGCAACACAGAUUCCCGAGUCAUGCCAGACAAGCAUGACAAACUUGCAUUCUUCCAGACCCAGACAUUUUUACAUUUGAUAUCCAGCCAACAGGAGUGCGACCACGCCUCGGACGAGGUGUCGCCACCCGUAUCAAAUGUAAAAAUGUCUGGGUCUGGAAGAUUGCAACUUGUCAUGCUAAAUCUGCAGCAUGCAAAAAUCUGCGUUGCAUGAUUACCAAAAGUCGUCCAGUUUUGACCAAGUCGGAAGGUAGUUUGUCAUGCAGGAUAGGCAUUAGAAAGGCCUCGCAGAAUCUGUCAUGCUAGGUCCUGCAUUCCAGACCUCAUGGGUCAUGGAAAAGCAGCGUGACAAAUCGCGCAUUCUUCCAGACCCAGACAUUUUUGCAUUUGAUAACCCGUGAAGGUGUGCAAGUGGUACGACACCAAGGGGGGCCACUGCGGCCCGGAUAACGAGAAGUACGACGCGAAGAUCCAGGCGGAGCUGGCCGCGAAGAAAGCGGCCCAGAAAGCCCAGGAAGGCGAGGACGAGAAGACCGCGGAUGAGGAGAAAGCGUCCGGAGACAGCGAGGAGGGGGACGGGGAGAAAACUGCGGAUGCAAACGACGAGGACAAGGCCGAAGAAGCGAAGGAGGCGGAGAUCAAAAAGGAGGAGGACAAAGCGGACAAGGAAGGCAGCGGCGAAGAGGACACAACUAGCAUGGUUGCGGAAGAUGACAAGGAAAACGGUGGUGACGAAAAGGCAGCCGAAGACGCCGAGAAAGAGAAGGAAGCUGAUGCAGAAGCGAAAGAAGACGCAGCGGACGAAGCCGCAGAAUCGGGUUCCAACGCUGAGGGUGCCGAAGGCGGGGACGAGGGUGAAGAAGGAAAGGAGGAGUCAAAAAAGGAAGAGUAAACGUAAAGGAGUAAUUUAGGACAGGGAGGACAAGCCUCGUCUCUCUUGUGAAGAAGACAUCAAUGUCGAUUUUGUCGUACAAGUACUAGAGUGCUGAAUGAUGGUACUGAUGUCUGUGCCGUAGUUGAGUAAGCAAAGUAGAACUUAU